AUGGGGGUGGUGGUGGAUGCAGCGAUAGGAUGGCUGGUGCAAAGCAUCCUGGGGAACUGCUUCACUGAAAAGUUGGAGGCAUGGACUUGCACGGUUGGGCUCGCUGAUGAUGUGGAGAAGCUCAAGUCAGCCAUGAGGUAUGUCCAGAUGGUGCUUGAUGCUGCCAAGGGGAGGAAGAUCAAGAGUGAGCCGCUGGAGAAUUCUCUAGGUGAUCUCAAGGAGCUUCUGUACGAUGCUGAGGAUGUGAUGGAUGAGCUCGAUUACUACCGCCUCCAGGAAAAUAUCACAAAUCGAAAUACUGGGGGUCAUACAGAUGCUGCUGCACGCAUUGACGGAACUUCAUCGACAUGGUCAUUAAGUUCCAUUCAGCAACUUGGAAGCACAUUAAUUAGCAAUUUUGGCAACUUCAUCUUCAAGGGCAACUUGACAGGAAAACGGAAAAGAGAAGAUGACCGCAACAUUGCCGUCAGCACACACCUUGGCAACAAUUGUGAGUUUUCUUGUAGGAUAAAGCACAUCGCUGGUAAACUAAGAGAUGUUGGUCAUGAUGUCAGUGACGCUUUGAAAAUGGAUGGAUCAAACUUAGUUGGAUCUCAGAGUAUGUAUCGGAGUACACCACAGGCCACACGCCUAACAACGUCCUAUCUUGUUGAACAUAAAGUGUAUGGAAGGGAUGCAGAGAAGGAAUACAUCCUAAAGCUGAUGACAAGCAAGGGAUCCAAUGGCUUAACAGUGCUACCGAUUGUAGGUAUUGGAGGGGUAGGGAAGACAACUCUGGCCCAGUUUGUUUACAAUGAUCCGAUAGUUAGAAGACAAUUUGAGAUCAAGAUAUGGGUUUGUGUCUCUGAUAACUUUGAUGUAAUUAGGUUGACAAGGGAGAUGUUAGACUGUGUCUCUAAACAAAGGCUAGCAGAAACAGGCAACUUGAACAAGCUCCAGGAGGAUCUAGAGAAACAUAUGCAGUCUAAGAGAUUCCUAAUUGUCUUGGAUGAUGUCUGGGAUGACAUGAACAGUCACUGUUGGGAUCAGCUAUUAGCUCCAGUAAAACAUAAUCAGGCAAUGGGUAAUAUGAUACUAGUGACAACUCGAAAGUUGUCUGUUGCAAAAAUGACCCAAACAAUUGAACCAGUCAAGUUAGGUGCUUUGGAAGGGGGUGACUUCUGGCAAUUUUUUCAAUCAUGUGCAUUUGAUGAUGAGAGAUAUGUACAUCCAAGUCUGUAUGCUAUUGGGAAGCAAAUAGCUCAAAAGUUGAGGGGGAACCCAUUAGCAGCAAAAACAGUAGGUGCGUUAUUAAGAAGAAAUAUUAACGUUGAUGAGUGGACUAACAUUCUAAACAAUGAAGAAUGGAAAUGUAUACAGGCCACCGAAGGUAUUAUACCUGCUUUGAAGCUCAGUUAUGAUUACCUACCUGACCACCUGCAACAAUGCUUUAGGUAUUGUUGCCUGUUCCCCAAGGAUUAUCGCUUCAAUGGAGGAGAGUUAGUAAGAAUUUGGAUAUCACAAGGAUUUGUGCAUGUUAGCCAUACUACUAAAAACCUAGAGGAUAUAGGAAAGGUGUAUUUAGUUGAUUUGGUGAACUCAGGCUUCUUCCAACAAGUUGAAAGGUACUUGUAUCCAGUGAACUCAGGCUUCUUUCAGCAAAACAAAAGGGACUGGCAUUCAUCAAAUUUUGUAAUGCAUGAUCUUAUGCAUGAUUUAGCACGAAAGGUUUCAAGAGGUGAACAUGCCACUAUAGAUGGCUCGAAAUGUGAAGAAUUCUUGCCAACUAUGCGCCAUUUGUUAAUAGUAACUGAUUCUGCAUACUUUGGAAAACGUCGACAGGGCAAUGCAUUUUCUUGUGAGAAUUUUGGGAAGCAGUUGCAAGUCGCAUCAGUGAGAAAGCUAAGAUCCUUGGUAUUAAUUGGAUAUUACGACCCUCACUUUUUCAAAUACUUUCAGAAUAUAUUCAAAGAACUGAUUAGUUUACGUUUAUUGCAAAUCUCUGCAACUUAUGCUGAUUUUAGCAGUUUCAUCAACAAUUUAGUCAGUUGCACACAUAUUCGUUAUAUGAAGGUGCACUUUUAUGAACAGCGGGUUGGCACUCUUCCUCGAGCUUUGACCAAUUUUUUCCAUCUUCAAGUAUUAGAUGUUGGCUUUUUGGGACAUCUGACUCUGCCUAGUGGUAUGAGUAACCUUGUCAGCUUGCAGCAUCUUGUUGCUGCAGAGGAAGUGCACUAUACCAUUGCUGAUAUUGGCAAUAUGACCUCUCUUCAGGAGCUUCCGAAAUACAAGGUUCGAAAUACUAGUGGAUUUGAUAUAAAGCAGCUUAAAUCCAUGAGCCAGCUUGUACACCUUGGGAUUUAUCAACUUGAAAAUGUCAGGAACAAACAAGAGGCUAGUGAAGCAAGACUAAUAGAUAAAGGGCUCCUAAAAGAUUUGCACUUGUCAUGGGAUGUUGGUAGCACUAACUCUGAAAUUUCGGCAAUGACAGCAACUGAGGUUCUUGAGGGGCUUGAACCAAAUCAAAACCUUAAGAACCUCCAAAUAACUGGCUAUAGUGGCUCCAUCUCUCCAAGUUGGCUUGCCACUGACCUCUUAUUUACAUCCUUGCAGUUGCUUCAUCUAGAGAAUUGCAAGAAAUGGAGAGUACUUCCUUCUCUUGAAAAGCUUCCAUCCCUUAAGAAGCUUAAAUUGAUUAAUAUCUGUGAUGUUGUGGAAGUACGAAUUCCUUGUUUAGAGGAGUUGGUUCUGACUGAAUUGCCAAGCUUAGAAAAGUGUGUUGCCACUUAUAGGAGGGGAUUGAAUUUUCAUCUGCAGGUACUGAUCAUGGAGAACUGCCCUAAACUUAGUGACUUCACACCUUUUCAAAUUCAGAACUUCCGUUCUUUUGGCAUUGAACAGAAGUCUUGGAUGCCAAGCCUGGCUGGCACUAGUGCAGAUAAAGUUGAAUCCAAUAAAGUUACUCACUUGUUAUGCACGAGUUAGUGUGCAUUUAUUUGUCUCCUGGCGUAUUUGGAAAGAGCGAAAUAAUCGAGUAUUCACCAGAGAUCCUCAACAACAGACGCCGCAACAGCUAGCAGCAGCAGUCGCGGAUGAGGCGGCGAUCUGGUUCAUGGCUGGGCACAUUGCCUAUAUAGUGUAGGAUGGCAUUUUGAUAGUUCGUGACGCUAUGGCGUUGGUGGUUUAAUGUCUAG
This is a messenger RNA of Setaria italica (foxtail millet), 3173 nucleotides long. Its product is annotated as putative disease resistance protein RGA1. NCBI's taxonomy places the organism in Eukaryota, Viridiplantae, Streptophyta, Magnoliopsida, Poales, Poaceae. Gene Ontology annotation, biological process: defense response to other organism. The transcript is spliced from 3 exons. Gene Ontology annotation, molecular function: ADP binding. Bases 1 to 2964 code for a protein of 987 amino acids. The record is from RefSeq and is a predicted model, not a curated record.